GGCCGCAGGAACGGCGUGUGGCGGCCGGACGGGACGCCUUUCACAGCCCGCUGGCCGACUGAGCAGACCGCUGAACAGGAAACUGAAGAAAAUGUCCACCCAGUCAGAACCCGCCGGCGACAAGACUCCUGAUGACGUCAGUAGAGCAAGGACAUCACCUGGUCCUGGUGCGCCGGCCGCCGCUGCUGGACCGGACGGCGAGGCGGCCGGCACAGGGGCCGGCCACCGGCGGCUCAAGUUCAGCAUCGCCAGCAUCAUGGACUUCGCCGAGGCGGACGAGCUGACGGCCGGAGGUCGGCGGGAGUCAGAUGAGUCGGGGGAGCCCGAGGAGCGGAGCGGUCCGGGAGAGGAGCCACCGGAGCCACCGCAGCCACCGGAGCAGGAGGGGCGGGAGGAGCCGGGCGAGCCGGAGCGAUCCCUGCAGGGCCGACUGGGCCUUCUGCCGGGCGGUGACGGCGCCAGCCUGCUGCGCCACUCACCCUGGCUGUACCAGUACUACAGCCUGGCGUCGGCUGGCGUGUUCCCGCCGCUCUCGUCCUACUCGCUGCUCUCCAAGUCGUCAGCUUUUAGCAAGUACACGGCAGCGCUGGCCGAGCCGGUGGCCGCCACACAGACGGUCCCGGCGCCGACGGGGACGGACCGGAGCGCGACCGACACGACCGCGCCGCGUCCGCCCACCGCCAAGAGCAAGACCUUCACCUGCCCCGAAUGCGGCAAGGUGUUCAACGCGCACUACAACCUGACGCGCCACAUGCCAGUGCACACGGGCGCCCGGCCGUUCGUCUGUAAAGUGUGCGGCAAGGGCUUCCGCCAGGCGUCCACCCUCUGCAGACACAAGAUCAUCCAUACGUCAGAGAAGCCGCACAAAUGCAAGACGUGCGGCAAGGCCUUCAACAGGAGCUCCACGCUCAACACGCACAUGCGUAUACACAGCGGCUACAAACCAUGGGUCUGCGAGUUCUGCGGCAAGGGCUUCCACCAGAAGGGCAACUACCGCAACCACAAACUCACGCACAGCGGCGAGAAGGCGUACAAGUGCCACAUCUGCAACAAGGCGUUCCACCAGGUCUACAACCUGACGUUCCACAUGCACACGCACAACGAAAAGAAGCCGUUCAUCUGCGAGCUCUGCGGCAAGGGCUUCUGCCGCAACUUCGACCUGAAGAAGCACACAAGGAAGCUGCACGACGUGGACGCGCCGGCUGCUGGCGGUGACACGGGCAGCUUCAGUCCUCACUUCGCCGGCGGCGGCGGCGGGGUGCCGCUCAUCGGCUCCGGGUACUCACUGGUGCCGCCCGGGGGCGGCCUACUGCCGGCGCUCGGGCCGCCUUUCCCCUCCCUGCUCAGCCCCCACUCGGGCUCCGGUCUGCUGCGGCUGCCCUACCUGGACCGGCUGCACUACCCACCCGCGCUCUGAGCCGACGGCGGCCGCCGUACCCGGACCGGUGACCUCGCCUAGGACAGCGGCCCUACCUGGACCAUCUGUCCUAACAGGACCGGCUGCACUGCCCGUCCGCACUCUGACCCGACCGCCGCUACCCUGCCUGGACCGGCUGCCCAACCUGGACCAACUGCCCAGCCUGGAUCUACUGCCCAACCUACGCCAGCUGCACUACCGGCUCGCACUCUGAGCCGACUGCGGCUUCCCCGCCCAAACUCCGCCAGGCUACAGCUGAACCCCCUGCGAUCGGUUUCCGUGCCCAAGCUCCGCCAGGCUACAGCUGAGCUCCCUGCGAUCGGUUUCCCUGCCCAAGCUCCGCCAGGCUACAGCUGAGCUCCCUGCGAUCGGUUUCCCCGCCCAAACUCCGCCAGGCUACAGCUGAGAUCCCCGCGAUCGGUUUCCCUGCCCAAGCUACGCCAGGCUACAGCUGAACCCCCUGCGAUCGGUUUCCGUGCCCAAGCUCCGCCAGGCUACAGCUGAGUCGCCUGCGAUCGGAGUCGCCACUCCUCAGCGGCAGCAGCCAGCUGUCCAGGCCGCCGUGGCAGGCUCUCACAGCCAGCUGUCCAGGCCGCCGUGGCAGGCUCUCACAGCCAGCUAUCCAGGUCGCCGUGUACAGGCUCUCACAGCCAGCUGUCCAGGCCGCCGUGGCAGGCUCUCACAGCCAGCUGUCCAGGCCGCCGUGGCAGGCUCUCACAAGAUCACCGAACGAGUGUCGCGGUGCUCCGGAUGGCAGGCUGUGGCUGAGUUACCCAUGCCACGCUGUGAAAAACAUGACCUGAGGAACAACUGUUCGGUUAAUACCCCGAGCAUCCGUGCACCCAGCUAGUCCCAGCG
Messenger RNA from Pollicipes pollicipes, 2275 nucleotides. RefSeq names its product fez family zinc finger protein 2. Gene Ontology annotation, molecular function: DNA-binding transcription factor activity, RNA polymerase II-specific. The record is from RefSeq and is a predicted model, not a curated record. The coding region runs from base 92 to 1417 and encodes 441 amino acids. Gene Ontology annotation, biological process: regulation of transcription by RNA polymerase II. The transcript has 2 exons. Lineage: Eukaryota; Metazoa; Arthropoda; Thecostraca; Pollicipedomorpha; Pollicipedidae. Gene Ontology annotation, cellular component: nucleus.